GGCGCUGGCUCCGCGGCAGGGGCAGCCCGGCCAUGGAGCACCGCCUUGUGGGGCCUGGGCCGUACCGGGCCACUAAGCUGUGGAAUGAAACCGUGGAGCUGUUUCGGACCAGGAUGCCCUUACGGCGACACCGCUGCCGGUUCAAGAGCUAUGAGCGGUGCUUCACCGCAGGGGAGGCCGUGGACUGGCUGCAUGAGCUGCUGCGGCGCAGUCAGAACUUUGGCCCAGAGGUGACUCGGAAACAAACAGUCCAGCUGCUGAAAAAAUUCCUGAAGAAUCACGUUAUUGAAGACAUCAAGGGAAAAUGGGGUCAGGAAGAUUUUGAAGACAACCGUCACUUAUACAGAUUUCCUCCUUCCUCACCCUUGAAGCCUUAUCCAAAGAAGCCCCCACGCCAAAGGGAUGUUAUUAAAUUCCCAGACUGGAGCGAUUCUCCACCAGGCACUUUACAAGAGAACAUCCCAGUGAGGCCAGUUGUGAUGAAUUCCGAGAUGUGGUUCAAGCGUCACAGCAUUGCCAUCGGCGAGGUGCCAGCCUGCCGCCUGGUCCACCGCAGUCAGCUGACGGAGGCCCACGUGGAAGAGAUAUGGAAGUCCAUGACCUUAUCGUAUUUACAGAAAAUCCUUGGCCUGGAUUCCUUAGAGGAAGUCUUAGACAGCAAGCUCAUCAACCCCAAGUUCAUCAUCUACAAUGUCUACAGCGUCAGCAAGCAGGGCGUUGUCAUCCUGGACGACAAGUCCAAAGAACUUCCUCAUUGGGUACUGUCAGCUAUGAAGUGUUUGGCAAAUUGGCCCAACUGUUCAGAUUUGAAGCAGCCGAUGUACUUGGGAUUUGAAAAAGAUGUGUUUAAAACGAUAGCAGAUUAUUACAGUCACUUGAGAGAGCCGCUGCUUACAUUUCACCUUUUUGACGCCUUCGUCAGCGUAUUAGGUUUGUUACAGAAAGAGAAAAUGGCAGUUGAAGCAUUUCAGAUUUGUUGUCUCCUCCUGCCUCCUGAGAAUAGGAGAAAGUUGCAGCUGCUAAUGAGGAUGAUGGCAAGGAUCUGCUUAAACAAGGAAAUGCCACCGCUCUGUGAUGGUUUUGGCACUCGGACGCUGAUGGUCCAGACCUUUUCCCACUGCAUCUUGUGCUCCAAGGACGAGGUAGACUUGGAUGAGUUAUUAGCUGCUCGCUUGGUGACGUUUUUGAUGGACAAUUACCAGGAGAUUCUGAACGUCCCUGUGGCCUUGCAGACAUCUAUAGAAGAGCGUGUGGCUCAUCUACGAAGAGUCCAGAUAAAAUACCCGGGAGCUGAUAUGGACAUCACUUUGUCUGCUCCUUCAUUUUGCCGUCAGAUUAGUCCUGAGGAGUUUGAAUACCAGAGAACACACGGCUCGCAGGAGCCUCUGGCGGCCUUGCUGGAGGAAGUUAUAGCAGACACCAAGCUCUCCAGUAAAGAGAAGAAGAAAAAACUGAAGCAGUUUCAGAAAUCGUAUCCCGAAGUCUACCAAGAGCGAUUCCCUACACCAGAAAGUGAAGCACUUCUGUUUUCUGAAAAACCCAAACCCAAACCACAGCUGUUCACGUGGGUACUGAGAAACCCUUUCCAGCCAUUUCAAAGAACUCGAAGUUUUCGCAUGUGAGACCUCUACUGCGGCAGAGCUUAGAGACCUCCGUGGUGAUGUUGUUGUGAGUGAAGAGUGGUAGAAGAAAAGCAUACAAUGCAGACCACUGGAAUGCAGACGCUGAUGAUCUGACUUUUUAAAAUAUUGAGCCACUGUCAGUAUUUUUGUAAGACUGAUUUUUAAAAUUACACAGAUCAGUAAUACAUUGAGUCAAAUACACUGUGGUAAUGUU
Molecule: messenger RNA, 1836 nt
Organism: Octodon degus (degu)
Lineage: Eukaryota; Metazoa; Chordata; Mammalia; Rodentia; Octodontidae
Gene: Depdc1b
Product: DEP domain containing 1B
Exons: 11
Coding region: 33-1622 (529 amino acids)
Biological process (GO): positive regulation of Wnt signaling pathway; intracellular signal transduction
Source: RefSeq, a predicted model, not a curated record